Messenger RNA from Carassius auratus (goldfish), 635 nucleotides. RefSeq names its product 39S ribosomal protein L55, mitochondrial-like. The transcript has 3 exons. Gene Ontology annotation, cellular component: mitochondrial large ribosomal subunit. Gene Ontology annotation, biological process: translation. Lineage: Eukaryota; Metazoa; Chordata; Actinopteri; Cypriniformes; Cyprinidae. Bases 141 to 542 code for a protein of 133 amino acids. Gene Ontology annotation, molecular function: structural constituent of ribosome. The record is from RefSeq and is a predicted model, not a curated record.
UUUCCAGGGGAGCAUUCUAUGCUGAUACACUUCGAUGCCGGUUGUUGAUGUGACCUUCUCCGUUCUAAAGUGUUCUGCUAUUAUCUUCUUACACUUAUGAAAAUAUUUACUACGUAACUGUUGCAAGUGUUGCAGAUUUUAUGAUCAUGGCUUUAAAUACAAUUGGCCAGCCUUGCAAGAGUAUAUUUAGGUGUCUUCAGGCUGUGGUCACCCACAGGUGUUUGCAAGCAACAUCCACAUUUCACACUACAGUCUUUCAGUCAGACUCCAACAGAACGUGUGUGGUCCGCUUCGGGAGGCAGAAGUAUGAGAGGAUGUAUCCCGUUCUGUUGGUGAGACCUGAUGGAUCCACCAUCAACAUCAGAUAUAAAGAGCCCAGAAGAAUAAUGAAGAUGCCCGUGGACAUCACCACCCUCUCAGAGGAGGAGAGGAAAAUCAGGAUGCGGAAAAGAGAACCAAAGAGGGCAGCAAAACAGAAAUUGGAUGAUUUUGAGGAUGAUUUCAAAGUUGAUGAUUACAGCAAAUUCUGGAAGAAGAAAUAGAUGGACUGAUAUUCAGAUGAUUCAUGUCGUCUCACAUGUAAAAUAUAGCAAUUUUGUUUAUGUCACCCUGCUAUUAAAAAGUCUUCAAAUGUU